AUGGAAAUUGUAGCGGCUACUUGCAACGAUGGUGUUCGAAACGGUGGAGAGAUUGGCAUUGACUGUGAUGGUCCGUGUGUGAAACGAUGUUAUGGUCGAGCAUGUAGUUUACCUGAUCAUUGUUGGAGUGGUGUCUGUGGAACUAAUCGAACUUGCUUAGCGGCUACUUGUAACGAUGGUGUACGAAACGGUGGAGAAAUUGGCAUUGACUGUGAUGGUCCUUGUGUGAAACAAUGCAAUGGUCGAGCAUGUAGUUUACCUGAUCACUGUUGGAGUGGUGUCUGUGGAACUAAUCGAACUUGCUUAGCGGCUACUUGUAACGAUCGUGUUCGAAACGGUGGAGAAAUUGGCAUUGACUGUGAUGGUCCGUGUGUGAAACGAUGUUAUGGUCGAGCAUGUAGUUUACCUGAUGAUUGUUGGAGUGGUGUCUGUGGAAGUAAUCGAACUUGCUUAGCGGCUACUUGUAACGAUCGUGUUCGAAACGGUGGAGAAAUUGGCAUUGACUGCGAUGGUCCUUGUGUGAAACGAUGUACUGGUCGAGCAUGUAGUUCACCUGAUCAUUGUUGGAGUGGUGUCUGCGGAACUAAUCGAACUUGCUCAGCGGCUAGUUGUAACGAUGGUGUUCGAAACGGUGGAGAAAUUGGGAUUGACUGUGAUGCCCCUUGUUUGAAACGAUGUAAUGGUCGGGCAUGUAGUUCACCUGAUGAUUGCUGGAGUGGUGUCUGUGUAGCUGGUCAAAUUUGUUCAGGUAAAUGCUUUUAGUGAAAAGUUUCUGAAUUUCAAUGAUUUUUUAGUACCGACAUGUUUUGACAAUAUACAAAAUGGACUCGAAACUGGCGUCGAUUGUGGUGGGUCUUGCCCUCUGAAAUGUGACUCAGAGUACUGUAUAUUCAGUGCGGAGUGUAAAAGCAGUGUUUGUGGGGGCUCGUGGCAAUCAUGUCAAGGUAGGGAACUGGAAAGGAAUGUUGUUCCUAUACCCAAUAGAGAUUGUAGCGGCUACUUGUAACGACGGUGUUCGAAACGGUGCAGAAAUGGGCAUUGACUGCGAUGGUCCUUGUGUGAAACGAUGUAAUGGUCGAGCAUGCAGUUCACCUGAUCAUUGUUGGAGUGGUGUUUGCGGAACUAAUCGAACUUGCUCAGGUAAAUGAUUCUCAUGAGAGGUUUCUGAAUUUAGACCCUUUUCCUUAGUACCCACAUGUUCUGACAAUAUACAAAAUGGACUCGAAACUGGCGUCGACUGUGGUGGGUCUUGUCCUCUGCGAUGUGACUCACAGUUCUGCACAUUGGACACCGACUGCAAAAGUGGUGUUUGUGUGGGGCAAUCCUGUCGAGGUAGGAACCUAGAAAAGAAUGUUUUUCCGAUACCGAAUGGAAAUUGUAGCGGGUACUUGUAACGAUGGUGUUCGUAACGGUGGUGAAAUGGGCAUUGACUGUGAGGGUCCUUGUGUGAGAAGGUGCAAUGGGCGAGCAUGUAGUUCACCUGAUGAUUGUUGGAGUCGUGUCUGUGGAGAGAAUCAAACUUGCUCAGGUAAAUGCUUUUUGUUAUAGGUUUCUGAAUUUAGACCCUUCUAUUUAGUACCCACAUGUUCUGACAAUAUACAAAAUGGACUCGAAACGGGCAUCGAUUGUGGUGGACCUUGUCCUCUGAAAUGUGACACACAGUUCUGCACAUUGGACACUGACUGCAAAAGCAGUGUUUGUCGGGGGCAAUCUUGUCGAGGUAGGAAACUAGAAAAGAAUGUUUUUAGUAUACGCAAUAGAUAUUGUAGCGGCUACUUGUAACGAUCGCGUUCGAAAUGGUGGAGAACUCGGUAUUGACUGUAAUGGUCCAUGCCUGAAACGAUGCAACGGUCGAGCUUGUGGAUUAGCUGAUGAUUGCUGGAGUGGUGUCUGCGGAGAGAACAAAACUUGUAUAAGUAAGUAGUAGCAAUGAAGAUAGCUUGCGCUUUAAGGCUUUUUUGUGCUGAAAUGGUGUUCAAGUGUGGAAAGUGAAGUCGCGUAAAGUUGAUCGUGCUGUGCGUAGUUUGGAAGGUGGUGGAGAUCUAUCGAGAACGUAUCGAAGAAAAACGAAAGAGCCAUAAGCGUCUGAAAAGUGGAAAUGUCGAACAAGGAGAAUCUAGUAGAAGAAUCUUGGAAUAGGCAGUUCUACUUGAUAAUAGUCACCUCCGUUAUAUUCUGCUGAAAUGAUGAAGGGAGCUGUUUGCCUAGGCUCGGGAAUGUGCAGAGAUGGUGUGAUGGAUUUAGCAUUGGGAGGAAAGGGUUCGUACUCUCUGGUAUAGCGGAAACGAGUUUUGGGUGGCGUCACUGAGAAUUUGGAAGAACUUUUGCUGCGAAAAACGAUAUGUUUGAAAGGCUGUGGGUACCCCUCCACCACACAUCCCCCGCAUGCACUCUCUAGGAUGUGACAGAGAUAUUGAUAUUGUCUUACUGGACGAGGAGACUUUGGGAAGCUUUAGCCGAUUGGUCAUGAAAUUCUUGCAGAAGCUAUAGGGACCGUACAAUGGGAGAUCGAGAAAGAUUUUUAGCCGAUUGGGAUUGGGGGUUAUAUUUCAAGGAUGAAACGUUGUCAAGGAGGUUUGGAGUGCCACAAGAAGUCUUCGCACUAUGAAUAAAUGUAUAUUUUUCGUUUAGAGAACUGUGAUCGAAUCCUUCGGAUCAGCCCCUAAUCUAAAGAGGACCCUGGUUUACUUUUCAAGAUGUUAUAUGUCUGUAUGUUAAUAUUGUAAGGAUGGCACCAGAAGCUUUAUCAAGUAGAUUUCGCUUACUUUAGAACGCUGCAAGACCAUUACCUGAAAAGCGUGUACUGUACAUGAGUUUUACGUUAAGCGUGUGUUAAAGUCUAUGAUGCAGAAUUAUUCUCUUUUUGCGGUUGACUUGAAGUUGUUUGUUGCGACAUUACUAUCGACUUCAAAAUAGAAGGCGAGUACUUGCAAAUGGAAUAACUUGAGAACACAAGCAGCUAGGCACCAACAGUUUUCACUAUUACAAACAGGACAAUGAAGGCAUAUCAAUUGGUGAAAAAAAUUAAUUUAUUAAUAAUAAAGCAGUCGGGUACACGCCUAUUGAACUUUUUGAGAAUUUUUUUCGAAACGCUCUUUCCUCAAACUCUGCACUUCAAUACAAGCAUUCUACAGAAAAAACUUGUUCUCUUUCGAUUUAUGCAGGAUCCAGUGCAAUCACGUACUUCGCUUAGGAGUUUUACGGAUUUUUUUUGAAACUCAAAAGUAGUCAAGUGACCUUCGUUCACCCUCAAACAGGUAACAGUAUAAGGCGUAUUCCUAACUCAUCCCAACACCACAAACACCCAACUUUGUAAAAACACAUAGUGACCAUCUUCGCUAGCACUGACA
Messenger RNA from Rotaria sp. Silwood1, 3350 nucleotides. The record is from the annotation of a GenBank genome assembly. NCBI's taxonomy places the organism in Eukaryota, Metazoa, Rotifera, Eurotatoria, Philodinida, Philodinidae.